AUGAGGACAGGUUGCUAUAAGAGCUUAUGUGACACUAUUGGCAGCUAUAUAUAUAUAUUUCAUAAAAAAAUAUCGACUUCAAAAACAUUCAUUUAUUUUAACUCGAUUAUUUUUGUUUGUUUUGGCAAAAGUUCAUCACUGCUUAUUCUGUUGAAGUUGGUAGAUGACAGAUUUAUCAAGGUAUAUUGA
Messenger RNA from Nezara viridula (southern green stink bug), 189 nucleotides. NCBI's taxonomy places the organism in Eukaryota, Metazoa, Arthropoda, Insecta, Hemiptera, Pentatomidae. The record is from the annotation of a GenBank genome assembly.